GCUCGUGUAUGGGCAUUAGUAAUGAAAUAUCCCAAACAUCUGUGGAACUUGAUUUUCCAGCAUUCACAUAAUAAUUCGCCGUCUUUUACGUUGACAGUGCCAGCCCGUAAAAUGACAACGACUAAUAAUUAUCAGGGAAAUUGUAUUUUUUGUAAGAUUUUAAGGAAAGAAGAGCCUGGCGAGAGCGUUUACGAGAACGAAGAUAUUGUUUGUAUUAAGGAUAUAAAUCCUGCCUCGACGCAUCAUUAUUUGAUUAUUCCAAAAAUUCAUAUAGCCAAUGCUAAAGUUUUAAAGAAGGAGAACGAAGAGCUGUACGAUAAGAUGAUAGCUAGCGUUGAUGUUAUUAGCGAUCGGUUUGGCUUGGAAAAAAGUUCAUUAAGGACCGGUUUCCAUUGGCCACCCUUCACCACCGUCGGCCAUUUACAUUUGCACGUUAUUUCGCCGGUGGAAAAUAUGAGUUUCGUUAAGAAUAUUAUGUUCAAACCAAACUCGCUGUGGUUUGUUAGCACGGAUUAUGUGAAAUCACGCUUUUAAGACUACG
Molecule: messenger RNA, 541 nt
Organism: Ceratosolen solmsi marchali
Lineage: Eukaryota; Metazoa; Arthropoda; Insecta; Hymenoptera; Agaonidae
Product: histidine triad nucleotide-binding protein 3
Exons: 4
Coding region: 22-534 (170 amino acids)
Molecular function (GO): catalytic activity
Source: RefSeq, a predicted model, not a curated record